This is a messenger RNA of Gossypium raimondii (Peruvian cotton), 2737 nucleotides long. RefSeq names its product polygalacturonate 4-alpha-galacturonosyltransferase. The coding region runs from base 400 to 2430 and encodes 676 amino acids. Lineage: Eukaryota; Viridiplantae; Streptophyta; Magnoliopsida; Malvales; Malvaceae. Gene Ontology annotation, molecular function: polygalacturonate 4-alpha-galacturonosyltransferase activity. The record is from RefSeq and is a predicted model, not a curated record. The transcript has 11 exons.
AUGAAAAAUAACCCUUACCAACAGAAAAAACGAAAACCGAACCGAGAUCGAAGAAGAUCCCCUUGUUCUAUAUAUAUACAUAUAUAUAUAUAUAUAUAUAUAUUAAUUUUUGUUAUCUCAAGUUUCUUUUGUUUCUUGCUUGUUUAGGCCAGCGCAUUCCUUAUAAAUUACACUCACUUCGUUUUCAAGAUAAAUAAUUUUGUUCCUCACUCCACCAUCUUCCUGCAUUUCCCUUUCUCUCUGCACUAUUAAAUUCCUUAUUUUUACUGAUAAAAGCAUUUAGUUAACACUUAAUCUAUGCUUGCUUUCCCAUGGAUUUCCAUUCCAACUAGCUUCGAUACGGAUCUGCUGCUUUCAGUUUCACGCGAUCUCCCCUCUGUUAACUUGUUCUGAUAGCCAAUGGCGUUGAAGCGGGGACUAUCCAGUGUGGGCGUCCAAAGGAGCAGAAGUUCUGGAUCUCGAUUGCGUAUCGUGAUUCUUUUUUUCUUCUCAAUUGUGACUCUACUUGUUUUCUUUGUCGGUCAAGGGCUUUACAUUUCUGACGAAGAUAGUGUUCAAAGUGGUUUUGGCAAACAGAAUGUUGACUGGAGAGAAAGGCUGGCAUCCCAAUCUAUCAAAAACCUAUUCACUAAAGAGGUUAUUGAUGUUGUAUCUACUAGUACAGCUGAUUUGGGGCCAUUAAGUCUUGAUUCUUUCAGAAAAAGCAAUUUGUCUACAUCAUGGAAUUUUAUUGGGGUAGAGUCUUCAGUUGCGGAUAAAGCUACUUCUCAGUCAAAUCAAAAGGCUACAGACUUGAAACAAGAAAUGUCUCAAGUUAAAGAGGGAAAGCUUCCUAAUGAUGAUCAUUCACAUGAUAUGCUUACUAAUACACUUCGAAGGCAACUUAGAGAUAAUAGGCGUGAGAAGCAUGUGGCUGGUUUGGUGCAAAAAGAUGAUGAAGCUACUGUGAAACUUGAAAAUGCAGCCAUUGAACGAUCCAAAGCUGUGGACUCUGCAGUUCUUGGAAAAUAUAAUAUGUGGAGGAAAGAAAUUGAUAAUGAGAACUCUGAUUCCACAGUGCGCUUGAUGAGUGAUCAAAUUAUAGUGGCAAAGGUUUAUAUAAUUAUUGCAAGCAUGAAAAACAAGCUUGACUUGCGAAAAGAAUUGCAGAUUAGGCUCAAAGAGAGUCAGCAUGCCUUAGGAGAGUCAACAACUGACGCUGAUCUACCUCAUAGUGCGUCUGAUAAAAUUAAAGCAAUGGAAAAAGUUCUAGCCAAAGCAAGAGAGCAAUUAUAUGAUUGCAAGUUGAUGCUUGGAAAGCUCAGAGCAAUGCUUCAGGCAUCGGUAGAACAAGUUAUGAGCUUGAAAAAAGAUAGCAUGUUCCUGAGUCAGUUAGCUGCCAAAACAGUUCCCAAUGCAAUCCAUUGCUUGUCGAUGCGUUUGACCAUAGAAUAUUAUCUCCUUCCCCCAGAGAAGAGAAAGUUCCCUAGAAGUGAGAAUUUGGAAAAUCCAAAUCUCUACCAUUAUGCCCUCUUCUCUGAUAAUGUCUUGGCUGCAUCUGUCGUUGUCAAUUCAACUAUCAUGAAUGCCAAGGAUCCCUCUAAACAUGUUUUCCAUCUUGUUACUGAUAAACUUAAUUUUGGAGCAAUGAACAUGUGGUUUCUGUUGAAUCCCCCUGGAAAAGCCACCAUUAAUGUUGAAAAUGUUGAUGAAUUCAAGUGGCUUAAUUCAUCCUAUUGCCCUGUUCUCCGGCAGCUUGAGACUGCAGCGAUGAAGGAAUACUACUUCAAGGCAGAUCAGCCAACCAAUUCUGGAUCUUCGAACUUGAAGUAUCGAAACCCAAAGUAUCUCUCAAUGCUUAAUCACUUGCGGUUCUAUCUGCCACUGGUCUACCCAAAGUUAGAUAAGAUCCUCUUUCUUGAUGAUGACAUUGUUGUCCAGAAAGACUUGACUGGAUUAUGGUCUGUAGAUCUCCAUGGAAAAGUGAAUGGUGCAGUAGAAACUUGCGGUGAAAGCUUUCAUCGUUUUGACAAGUAUCUGAACUUCUCAAAUCCACAUAUUUCACAGAACUUUGAUCCUAAUGCUUGUGGGUGGGCAUAUGGAAUGAACAUGUUUGAUCUCAAGGUUUGGAGAAAGAAGGAUAUUACUGGCAUAUACCACAAGUGGCAAAAUAUGAACGAAGAUAGAGCAUUGUGGAAGCUGGGGACACUUCCCCCGGGGCUGAUCACAUUUUAUGGUCUAACACAUCCACUUCAGAAAUCAUGGCAUGUACUUGGUCUUGGCUACAAUCCAAAUGUAGACAAGAAAGAAAUUGAAAGUGCAGCAGUUAUUCAUUACAAUGGCAACAUGAAACCUUGGCUGGAGUUGGCCAUGACGAAAUAUCGAUCAUAUUGGACCAAGUACAUCAAGUAUGAUCAUCCCUACCUUCACAGUUGCAAGUUCAGUGAAUGAACCAGAUUAUAAUUAGUGACAUUUUGUUUUCUUUUUCCUUCUAUUUUUUCUUUACUCUUCUUAUCCCCACAUUAUUGUUUAUUUUUCUUUGUAAUUCAUUAAAUUCAUUCCCUUAAGCUUCUCAUUCAUUGGAAUGAGUUAACAAAUUUUACGCCAGGUUAACCUCUGUACUUAAGACACCCCAUGAUUUUUUCACCCUUUUCCAAUUUUAGUAGAAUAGUGAAAAUCUUGGUCCACUAUAUUUUUUGAACAAUAGCUCCUUUUGCUGGAUUUAACGUGUAUAUAUUAUAAAGACUCAAAUUCCUAA